ACCCCUGGGCUCCUUAACCCUCUCCCCUUCGCCUGUGGAUGGAUCCACGUGGGUGCGCGGGUGUCACUCUAUCCCCACCGGACGGACACAACACAGACUUCAAAGACGGAGGGACACCGGGCUGCGGGACGGCGCGCGGAGGACAGACCACCUCUUCUUGUCUUCUUGUGGAUUUUAUUUAUACUGUAGAACAACUUUCGUGCGCAAAGUGCUAAAGUUGUGUGCCGGGACUUGUUGGCCUUUUGGGGGGAGAUUCACGUGUCUCCAUUUGGCACCAGACGCAUCUGUCACCGACUGCUGCUACGGGGGUCUGGAGCUGCCGAAGUCAUGCCGGCAGGGUUUCAGCAACUCGGAGGGGAGACGGUGACUGGAACUCUUGCUUUGUCGGUCUUCACUGCUGUGUUGGGAUCUCUGCAGUUCGGAUACAACAUCGGUGUCAUCAAUGCACCUCAGAAGAUCAUCGAGCAGGACUACAAUGAGACGUGGGUCCAUCGUUAUGGAGAAUCCAUCCCCACUGGGACCCUCACCUCCCUCUGGUCGCUGUCCGUUGCCAUCUUCUCCAUCGGAGGCAUGUUGUCGUCCUCCUGUGUCGGCUUUGCCUCCGAGUGGCUCGGACGGAGGAAAGCCAUGCUCAUAAAUAACUUGUUCGCCUUCAUCGGUGGGAGUCUGAUGGGGAUGUCCAAGAUCUGCCGCUCCUUUGAGAUGAUGAUCCUGGGACGUUUCAUCAUCGGUGCCUACUGCGGUCUGGCUUCAGGUUUGACGCCGAUGUACGUGGGUGAGAUUGCUCCCACCAGCCUACGGGGGGCACUGGGGACCCUACACCAGCUCGCCAUCGUCACCGGGAUUCUCAUAGCACAAAUCCUGGGUCUGGAGGCGUUACUGGGCAGUGAGGAAUUAUGGCCCGUCCUGAUGGGUGUUACUGUUGUACCCACUGUCCUUCAAAUGGCCCUUCUACCGUUCUGCCCUGAAAGCCCCCGGUUCCUCUACAUCGUCCGCUGCCAGGAGCAUCACGCCAAGAGUGGUCUGAGGAGGCUGACAGGUCGGCUAGAGGUGGGCGACAUGUUGGCGGAGAUGAAGGAGGAGAAGAGGAGGAUGGACAUGGAGAGGAAGGUGUCCAUCCUGGAGCUGUUCCGCUCUCCUCUGUAUCGCCAGCCCAUCAUCAUCUCCAUCCUGCUGCAGCUCUCCCAGCAGCUUUCGGGGAUCAACGCUAUUUUCUACUACUCCACCAGUAUCUUCAUGAAGGCCGGGGUCCAGAGUCCGGUCUACGCCACCAUCGGAGCCGGCGUCGUCAACUGCGCCUUCACCGUGGUGUCGCUGUUCCUGGUGGAGAGGAUGGGUCGGCGGACGCUGCACAUGCUAGGAUUGGGUGGGAUGUGCAUCUGCGCCAUCAUCAUGACCAUGGCUCUCGCCUUAUUGGACAGUGUUCCCUGGAUGAGCUACAUCAGUAUGUUGGCCAUCUAUGCCUUUGUGGGGUUCUUCGAAGUCGGUCCAGGUCCGAUCCCGUGGUUUUUCGUGGCUGAGCUGUUCUCUCAGGGUCCAAGACCAGCCGCUAUGGCAGUCGCUGGGUGUUCCAACUGGACCGCCAACUUCAUCGUUGGCAUGGGAUUCCAGUAUGUCGCUGAUCUCUGUGGGCCAUACGUCUUCCUCAUCUUCGCCUUCCUCCUCCUCUUCUUCCUCAUCUUCACAUUUUUCCGGGUUCCGGAGACACGAGGCAAGACGUUCGACCAGAUCGCGGCCAACUUCCAGUCGCCGGGCGGAGGGAUGAUGGACAUGGACAUGGAUAUGGACAUGGACAAGCCCAGCACUGAGCUGGACUAUCUGGGUGAAGAAGGCCUCAACUGAGAACCACUGCCAAAAAAAAAAAGACCGGAUCAUAUGAGUUUGAUUUAGUCACAUGUAUAUUGAGGUGUAUUUGUAUAGAUUGCAGUGUUAAAGGUCAAAGGUCAUUUACUGGAAACACUGUGCAAAAGAAAGGAAUGAGAUGCACACAAGUGUCUGGACUGAUGAGGCAUUUAUCGCCGCCGUGGUGAGAUUUUAUUCCGAGGUGACAACACUGAUAAACCGAGGAGGGGGGAGACUUGGAAAUUCCUGCACUUUAUCCACAAAAAUGUCCAACGUUGUCAGAGUCUGGAGGUAAAAACAGCAGUGGAGUUCAGUUUUUUUCAGUUUUUACUAAGCUGGGAACACUCAGGGUCGAGUCAAAUACAGAGUAAAAUACAUCUGACAAGUGACAGAAUGAAAUAUGAGAUUCAACGUCGGAUAUAAUUGAAGUAGUUAAAAGCUGAACUUAUAGAGGUAAUGUUUCUCUUUCCUUCAUGUUAUAUGAUGAUUAAGGCUGUGUACGGAGCAAAUAGUGUUAGUUUUAAUCUGUUUCUUUGUUGGAUUGUAAAUGUAGCAGUUAUAGAUUCAUUUAAAUAUUAGACAGAAACUAGGGGAAGUUGACGCACUAGUGCAAGUUUGAAUGACAUUUUACAUUAAAUCGCUAAAGUCUGGAUGAUUUGGAUGAACACAGUUACCAUGUUAAACAUUUUCCUAUCAGUCCAUACCAAUUAUUAUCUAGAAAAGUCAUUUAUUUUAUAUUGAAGGUGGAUUUUUGGUCCAGAGUGAAGGAAACUGGAAUUUUUUUAAUGAUCACAAACACUUUGGAAUUCCCUUUAAAAGAAGCAUAAUAAUAAAAUGUUCAAUGUUAAAAUAGAAGUAAAAUUAAGAAAAUGGCACAGAAUAUUAGACGUUUGUAGAUGUUUUAGCUGAGAAUGUAUAUGUAAUUAAAUUCCAGAGAAAAAGAAAAAUGUAUAGGUAUGAAAAUAAUUAAGAUGUAUCUUGAGUUGAGAUUUAUCCUCAGCCUUCGAAUGCAACCAAAAACCUUGCGAUUUGACAUUUUUGGAAAAGAAGCUGCAACUGGAGGAAAUGACGAGACAAAACAUCUGGAAAUAUAAUUUUUUAACCUCUACUUUGGCAAGAAAUGGGAAAAGAGAAGAUAAAUAUGUAGACAAUCUAACACAACAUAAAGCAAUAAGAGUAAAAUAACCUGAUUAAAUAUGUCCAUGUAUGGACCUAGAAAACAUUUACAGGUGUCAUUAAAAUGUCCCUUAGUAGCCGUUUAAUCAGGGUCAUUAAUUCACAGAUCAUAUUAUCGUAUUUUACUCUGACAGAUGAUGACCCAAAAACAACUACUCUGCGUCCCGUUUUGGUUCCAACUAUUCUUUAAUCUUGACAAACUCAUUGCACAUCCUGGACGUGUGUAUUUUAAUACUUCAUGUGUAUAUAUAGUGUGUGUGUUUGGUUGUUCUUAUAAAGGUACGAGGGUCAAAAUGUCUGAUUCUUUUUGUUCAACAGGAGACAUUUGGUUUCAGAAACAGAUAAUAGUCUCUUGAGAGCAGAUCUUAGUGUAAUAGACUAGUUUUGUAUCACACUGGCGUAUUUUGUGUAUUUCUCUUGGCGUCAGUGUCGUGUACUGACUGUCCUUUUAAUGGUGUGUUCAACUCUGAAAAUACUUCAUUUGUAUAGAGUGAAUUAUGAUGCUGUGGGACUAAAUGAUGCAAAUAUCACUGAGAACAAACUCUGGUCCAGGCCUCGGUCAUUUCUAAUACUGUAUUUUGCACAUUUUAGGCUUUGAGAAAUUAGAAGUUUAUGAAUCAAUACAGUAAUUUAUGUAAAAAUACUCCAUUACAAGUAAAAGCACAUGAAUAUUAUACUUAAAAGCACUGAAGUGAAAGUACUGCAAGAUGUAGUAAAAGCAAAAAAAACAGGUCAGUUUUUAGGAUUUUUUUUUUUUCUCCAAUCUACAAAUUUUGGUUAAACUUUAAAUGAUUUUAUUGAUAUUAAUCCAUGUAAGAAUCAGAGUUUAGUUUUGAUAUCAACUAUUCCAACAUGUGAAACAAGAGCUUAUUUGAAAAAGAGUGGAAACAAUGGUUUACGCUACGGUUAUGUUUAUAAAAAGGCAGUAUUUAGUGAAAUGAUAAAUCAUGACAUUGAUAUGUUUCAACAAACUUAAAUUGCUGAGGUCUGAUGCAAUUUCACACUUCUCCAAAGGUUUUUUUUUGUUGUCUAUGACUGAUAUUUUUUCCAGCUUUAAAAUGUGAACAGUUGAUUUGUGUACAAACAGAAAAACCCAUGACUUAUUUCAAAUCAAGAAUGAAGAUUUGAACCACAGUUUAACAGCUUGUAUCCCCAAUUCUCCAAAACAUCUAACAAUUUCAUUUAAUUCCAUUAACCCCUUCCUCCCAAGUUGGGGGGGGGGGGGGGGGGGGUACACUUUUUCCAUGACUGGGAAAGAGUUGAAUAAAAUACACCUUAACCUGU
Sphaeramia orbicularis (orbiculate cardinalfish) is the source of this 4302-nucleotide messenger RNA. RefSeq names its product solute carrier family 2, facilitated glucose transporter member 4. Gene Ontology annotation, biological process: dehydroascorbic acid transport. The record is from RefSeq and is a predicted model, not a curated record. The transcript is spliced from 11 exons. Lineage: Eukaryota; Metazoa; Chordata; Actinopteri; Kurtiformes; Apogonidae. The coding region runs from base 328 to 1842 and encodes 504 amino acids. Gene Ontology annotation, molecular function: D-glucose transmembrane transporter activity. Gene Ontology annotation, cellular component: endomembrane system; plasma membrane; perinuclear region of cytoplasm.